AUGGCGCAGUCUAUUUCAGCGGCGCGACAGGCGGCUCCUGCACAGCCCUCCCCUUCCCGCACGCCCGCGGGGAAGAAAUACAGCGGUGACACCGUGAAACGGACCCAAAAGUCCAUUCAUGAAGAAGCUGCCGGGUCCCGCAGGCCCCCCUCGGCGCUGGGCGAAGCGAGGGGCGCCCCGUCGGAGCGGGGUUUGGCGAAUGAAGUAUUCUGCAGGUUUGAUAUUCUGCAGGUUGGUGUUACUUUGCUGUUCUGCACUGAGGAGAAGCAGCAACCUCGGUCUCUGUCGCUGGCCACCAGCCCCACAGGAGGCCUCGUGGGGACCCUGAGGGGGAUCACAGCAUCGGGCCCAGGUUUCGGGAGCAGCCGGCAGCUCCCCUGCGUGUUCGAGACCAGCAAGUCCAUCCCCCUGUCGAGGGAGACGGAGCUCGUCAGGAUCCACGUGCGGCUGCUGCUGAGGGGGACGGGAUCAAGGGAUGGUCAGAGGCUUCCACCAGAAAACCUUCCUCCAGACAAAAUCCCCUCCUUUAUUGUCCAAGAGUCCUCAGGGGAUAUUCUUCCGUACGCAAAUGAGGAUACGGAGAUGCUCGACUGCAGGAUCAGCCCUUACUAUACAGCAGGCACCCAGGUCGUCUGGCCUGGCAGAGACAUCAGAGCCAGCAGCUCCGACUCCUGGUUCACGUGCACCAUAACCCACACGGGUGGGAAGUACACCAUGACAGCCUUCCUUGUGCGAGACCAGGAAGAGAAAGAGAACCCAAAUCCCAGACAGUUUCUCCCAGGCAUUGGGGAGCAAUUCCACUUUUCAGCCCCACUGCUGGUUCACAGCUCGCCCGCCUGCUGCCGCUCGGGGCUGGCCCGGGACGUCUGGCUGCCCUGCACCUUCUCCACCGACCACCCCGCAGAGGUCUCCGUCCAGUGGGUGCUGCAGCAGAAGGGGGGGCACCGAAAGCGGCUGCUGGCUUACAGCGGGGCCAGCAGGCGGGGGGAAGGCCUGGCCCCCCGAGCUGAGAUGGUCCUGGAGGAAAUCCCCAAGGGAAACGCUUCGCUGUUGCUCAGAAAUAUAGAAGUGAGAGAUGAAGGCACCUACUCCUGCUUGGUGUCAGUGGCCUCCCUCACCCUGGAACAGAUGAUCCAGCUGCAAAUAGAAGAAAAACCCACGGUGACCAUCAACGUUAACUCCCUGUCGCUGGUGGAAGGAGAGCAGCACGAGCUGGUCUGCACCGUCAGGCACUACUACCCUCACGACAUCCACGUGCAGUGGCUGCGGGAGCCCAAGGACUCCUGGAAGGUCCCCGAUGUCGUGAAGAACGUUCUCUCCAGCAGCCACCGGCAGAGCAGCAACGGCACCUACAGCUUCUCCAGAUACUUCCUGCUCACCGCCUCCCUGAAGGACGACGGGCACCGGUACACGUGCUGGGUGGACCACGCCAGCCUGCCGUCCCCCGUCAGGAGGAGCGUGGCUGUGGAGGUGCGAGAAGCCACCUCCACAGCCUGGCUGCUCCUGCUCCUCGGCCUGGCCGGCAGCCUCCUGGUCGCCCUUUGGUACCUUCACAAAGUGAGGAGCACAGUUAAG
This is a messenger RNA of Calidris pugnax (ruff), 1575 nucleotides long. RefSeq names its product tapasin-related protein-like. The transcript is spliced from 9 exons. Lineage: Eukaryota; Metazoa; Chordata; Aves; Charadriiformes; Scolopacidae. The annotation marks the transcript as partial. The record is from RefSeq and is a predicted model, not a curated record.